ACUAACUUCGACCCUCACUUCGACCCGCUCCUUCUCAUACCCCGUGAUGAGGCGGCGGCGGCUCCUCACUUCGACCCGCUCCUUCUCAUACCCCGUGAUGAGGCGGCGGCGGCUCCUCACUUCGACCCGCUCCUUCUCCACUCGCUACAGCGGCCGAAUCGUCCGAGCCGACUCCUCCGGCGGCGCCCUCGCCGUCGAGGUCGACCCGCCGAACCUUCCCCGCGACGUCCGCGGACACCCCCUCCCACGUCGAGACCUCGUCUGCCGAGCCGCCCGCAUCCUCCGUUCGGCCUCUCCCGUAGCCGAUCCCCUCCUCGACCUCACCGACUACUUCCAAACCCUAAAUAUCAUCCCCACCACUUCCGAGGUAAGCGAGAUCCUCAAGUCCGUGCGGGGCCCUGACCGUGCGCUCGAGUUUUUCCGCUUCGCCGCCUCCCUCCCCGGCUUUCGCCACGAUUGCUUCACCUACAACCGGAUCCUCUCGAUCCUCGGCAGGGCGGGCGAAAAAUAUGAUCAGUCUAUACGUGAGAUCCUGGACGAGAUGGACCGUGAUGGGGUCAGGGGGAACAUCUCGACUGUCAACAUCUUGAUCAGCAUCGUCGGUGGCGGAGAAAUCAACCGGUGCUCGGAGCUCGUUAAAAAAUGGAAUUUGACGUUUACUGGAUACACCUACAAGUGCUUGAUGCAGGCCUAUGUAAGAUUUCGAGAUGUGGAGGGAGCGUUUCGGAUUUAUGAAGAGUUGAGAAGGAAGGGGCAUAAAUUGGAUAUUUUUGCUUUCAAUAUGCUCUUGGAUUCCCUCUCUAAGGCAGAAAAGGUUAAACAAGCUUACAAAGUUUUUGCAGAUAUGAAAUGUUGUCACUCCAAGCCAGAUGCAUAUACUUACACAAUUUUGAUAAGAAUGCUAGGAAGGUUAGGGAAAACAGAUGAGUUCAUCUCCUUAUUCGAGGAGAUGAUAGUAAAAGGCUGCACUCUCAACAUAAUUGUUUAUAAUACUAUGCUCGAGGCACUUGCUAAGAAUCAUAUGGUUGAUAAAGCUUUAUUUGUAUUUUCCAAAAUGAUUGAGAAUGGUUGUCAACCCAAUGAGUUCACAUAUAGUAUAUUUGUGUUUAUGUUAGCAGCGGAAGGGCAACUAGUUAGACUUGAUCAGGUUGUGGAUGCUGCCAAUAAGUACCUGAAUAAGUCGAUCUAUGCUUAUUUGGUAAAGACACUGAGUAAGCUAGGGCAUGUUAGCGAGGCUCAUCGUAUGUUUUGCAGAAUGUGGAGCUUCCAUGACAGUGGUGACCGGGCUGCUUGUUUGUCUAUGCUUGAGACUCUUUGUAGUGCAGGUAAGACAUCAGAGGCUAUGGAACUGCUGGCCAAAAUAAAUGAGAAGGGGAUAAAUGCCGAUACUGUUAUGUAUAACAUGGUAUUCUCAGCUCUCGGUAAGCUAAAGCAAGUAUCAUGCAUUUAUACCCUUUACGAGGAGAUGAAGACUUCAGGCCUUUUGCCUAGCAUAUUUACUUAUAACAUUCUAAUCUCAAGCUUUGGUAGAGUUGGUUUGAUUGAUAAAGCUUCCGAAGUGUUUGAAGAAAUGGAAAGAAAUGACUGUAACCCUGAUAUAGUUUCCUACAAUUCUUUGAUAAAUUGUCUUGGGAAAAAUGGAGAGCUAGAUGAAGCUCACAUGCGUUUCAUGGAGAUGCAGGAGAAAGGAUUGAAUCCUGAUGUUGUGACAUAUAGUACGCUAAUCGAAUGUUUUGGUAAAUCCAACAAAGUUGAGAUGGCUUGUCGGUUGUUUGAUGAGAUGCUUGCUGAAGGAUGCACUCCGAACAUCGUAACAUACAAUAUUUUGCUUGAUUGCCUUGAGAAGUCUGGGAAGACAGCUGAAGCAUACAAGCUGCAUGCAUCUUUAAAACAACAUGGGCUGACUCCAGACUCAAUAACUUAUUCAAUUCUUGAACGAUUAGCUAGUCGGUCUCACAAUGUCGUGCGAGUUCGCAAACAAAGCCGAAUUACUGGAUGGGUUGUGAGCCCCCUGAGGUAGCAAAGAAGCCUAAUUGCAGAUGUAUAUAUUUAUUUGUUCACACCAUAUCAGGCAUUCCUAUGCUGAUUUUAUAACAAUGUCUAAAUUCCAUUAGAAAAGAUGAAAAUUUUGUUUCUUCAUUGUAUACAAUCACCUGAUUGCAUUGAAGAUAUCCAUUUGGAUAUGGUUGCUGUACGAUCAGAUGGAAAGAUGUCGAUUAUAAUCAUCAUUUUGUAUUCAAAUACUGAUUUUAUUUUUGUUUAUUAAACUUUUAGAUUCUUGCAAAGUUCAAUUACUAGAAUUUGUUUUCUUUUGGAUA
Molecule: messenger RNA, 2318 nt
Organism: Zingiber officinale
Lineage: Eukaryota; Viridiplantae; Streptophyta; Magnoliopsida; Zingiberales; Zingiberaceae
Product: pentatricopeptide repeat-containing protein At1g51965, mitochondrial-like
Exons: 2
Coding region: 47-2020 (657 amino acids)
Molecular function (GO): protein binding
Source: RefSeq, a predicted model, not a curated record